Molecule: messenger RNA, 2744 nt
Organism: Chelmon rostratus (copperband butterflyfish)
Lineage: Eukaryota; Metazoa; Chordata; Actinopteri; Chaetodontiformes; Chaetodontidae
Gene: zfpl1
Product: zinc finger protein-like 1
Exons: 8
Coding region: 163-1152 (329 amino acids)
Cellular component (GO): Golgi apparatus
Source: RefSeq, a predicted model, not a curated record
UAAACAGAGGAAGGAACCAGCUAGCAGUAGUCAAGUUUGCUGAUGACAGCUCCUGGAGCCGCCUUGCAUGUAAAAUUUAAAGGGACGCUUAAAUGACAGUCGUACAACAUUACCUGAAACGAACGGGACUUGUUUAAAGUCUGUGUGACAGCGUAGGCGGCUAUGGGUCUCUGCAAGUGUCCGAAGAGAAAGGUGACCAAUCUAUUCUGCUUUGAGCAUCGUGUAAAUGUCUGCGAGCAUUGCCUCGUCUCCAACCACAACAAGUGUAUCGUGCAGUCAUAUCUGCAGUGGCUUCAGGACAGCGAUUACAACCCCAACUGUACUCUGUGUAAUCAUCCACUGACCGCUCAAGACACUGUCAGACUGGUCUGCUAUGAUGUGUUUCACUGGUCCUGCCUUAAUAACUUGGCAUCUCGGCUGCCCCUCCAUACUGCUCCUGCAGGAUACCAGUGUCCCACCUGUCAGGGUCCGGUGUUUCCCCCUUCCAACCUGGCCAGCCCAGUUGCUGAUGUGUUGAAAGAACAGCUGUCAUCUGUUAACUGGGCGAGAGCUGGUUUGGGGCUGCCGCUGAUUGAAGAGCCCAUUGGGGUCCUUGAGGAGACUGCAGCAAAUGAUGUCACUGAUUAUACGGACUGGUCCACAUUUGAUGCACAAGAACAAAGUAACGUUUACCCCAGCCGCUCAUACAACGCCAGCCUCAGCCCACCACCAAAUUCUGUCUCACCUCCAGGACAGGAAGACCUUGCAGGUUCUCGUAAAAAUGGGGAUUCAAAUAUGCAGGAGCACUCUGUGGUCAACUUUACUACUGCCACUACCUGUGACACAAUUACAAUACACACAGCAUCGUCACCAAGAAAGAUCUACGACACUCGGGACAUUGGUCACAGCUCCGUCACACAGAUUGACUUUGACGAUGACAAAUACCGGCGACGACCAACGUUAAGUUGGUUUGCUCAAAUUCUCAAAAAUCGCACAGGUGGAAAGCGGACGUCUUUCUCCUGGAAACAGCGGGUCUUCAUGCUUCUCCUGGUCGGAGUUCUUGGAUUCUUUACGUUGAUAAUCAUCAUGGCUAAACUUGGACGGGCCUCUGCUGGCUCAGAUCCAAAUUUAGAUCCUCUUCUUAACCCCAACAUCCGUGUGGGGAAAAACUGAUAACAAGCAUUGAUUCCUUCUUUUCCCUCUGUGUUACACAAUGUAAGUCUGUGUAGACUGAGCUGAAACGGGACUGUCCACUUCAUGGUUAGCCCAACAGAGGGAGCCGUGUACCCAACUUGAAUGAAAAAGAGAGAGAGAGAGACACUGUGCCUCUUUAGAAUGGAGGCAAUGUCUGGCUCUGUUCAUUUCAGACAGUAAGAACAUGCCAGGUCGCUUCUCAGACUCUAAAAUAAAUUUGACAACAUUCAAGAGCUUUCCUGUGACCCAAGCAAAACACCCGGCAAACUCCAAAGGUGACCAACGCCUGGUGCAUAUAGACAAAGGAAGCUAAUGAUGGAGAGGGGUAGUAUUUAUAUUUACAGUUACAGCUAACAUGUGUUAGUUAUCUUUGGAAGUUGUUUUUUUAAGUUCAGUAGAAGCUAAAUAAAUACUGUCAUUGUUGAAAGAGAGCAUUUUCGCUGGCAGAAAAGUCAGAAUGUAUAUAAUCAGCAACAGAACGUUCAAUAAUGUCAGCACGUUUCUCAUUUUAUUCCACUUGCUGAUUUGAUUGGAGUGGCCUUUUGCAUUUCUGCUUUAGGGAUGGUGUUGCCAGAACUGGAAUCAAAUAUACCCCACACAUAAUUAAUACAUAACUAUUUAAGGGUGUCUGCAUUACUUCUGAAAUCGAGUGCAUUGCUUUUAGAGUUGCCAUACAUACUGUAUGUACAUUUUCCUGGUGUUUUUUGACUGUCUAUUAAAUGGGAAUACUACAGAAUUUCAGUAUUAUAAUGGUUUUUAAAGUCCAUGAGUCAUGACCAUUAUCUACUGCUGUACUCAGAUAAUAUUGAGAAGAAUUUUUGAUAUGUCAGUUGUGUUACGCACCUUCACUGAGAAUAAAUCUGUCUUAAAACAUAAAACUAUAUAUUACUGUUGCACAUUUGAGUGUGAUUGCUCAAACCAAAAUGUUGUUAUUCCAUUGCCCCGUUUGCAUGAAGCAGCUGCUGACUGUGAGCAGCACAUUGAUGGUUUCACAGACCAGUGAUAAUAAUAAGAUGCCACACAAUAGAUCCAGUGGCUCUCUCUGUACUACACUGUAAAUUGUUGCACUACUUUUCUAAACAAUAUUUGCAUUAAAGUGAUGAUAUUUCUGAAUAAUUACUUAAAAACAACUGGAUGGAUGAUGGCAAGUAGACACUUUUUUUUUCUCACUGUGGCAAGACACAAGUAUGUGUCCAUUAAAAAAACUUUCAAAGAUAAUGCAGUUUGUACCUUAUUUCUAGAGGUGGCAGGUAAAAGCAAAUGUUUCAUUCCAAUGAGUUAAGCUUAGACCGCCUCUGGAUAACUACAGUGUGGUGCUGUGAAUACAAACUCUGUACAGUCAGAAGUGUGUUUGUAGUCGAGCAUAUGACUCACGAUCAGUCUCUGUUAACACGUCCUGACUAACAAACACAAUGACUCACUUGUUGUCAACGUCUUGUUUGUACUUUGAAGGGGCAGUUCAAACUCCAGGGAAAUGUGUUUUUCAGAAACAGAUUGGGAAACGAUGCAGUGGUGAAAUUCAGAAAAAGAAAAGUGUAUUUUUGGAAUUUCCUUUGUGCAUAGGGUCAUUA